This is a messenger RNA of Polistes canadensis, 3523 nucleotides long. RefSeq names its product otopetrin-3-like. Gene Ontology annotation, molecular function: proton channel activity. Bases 10 to 1956 code for a protein of 648 amino acids. Lineage: Eukaryota; Metazoa; Arthropoda; Insecta; Hymenoptera; Vespidae. Gene Ontology annotation, cellular component: membrane. The transcript is spliced from 10 exons. Gene Ontology annotation, biological process: proton transmembrane transport. The record is from RefSeq and is a predicted model, not a curated record.
ACUGUGCAAAUGGCUAAUAUUAUCAAUAGUGAAUCGAAGGAAUCAACGUUAUCAGUGCCUACGCCAGUGACGAUUAAUACUGAAAUGGAGAACAACAAGAAUUUGUCUUCCCAUGGAAGAACAAAUAAUCCGAGAAGAGAAAGCAAUGGAUUUAAUGCUGUUAUAAAUCACAAGAGAGGACUAUUUGGAGCACUCAUUUCUGGAAUAGGCAGUAAUAUGUCAUUGCCAUCUUGCAUGCCACACGAUCAAGAUUUUUUACAAGGACAACCUCCGAACUUAGGAUUACCUGUUUCACUUCGUACUAAUCAUAAAAAUCUAGAUCAGUAUCGUUCCGAUGACGAACGUCGAAAAUUACAUCGUACGAAUUAUUUACAAUUAACACCUGUUAAUACAGCUUGCGUAUCUUUGACUGCUCUCGACAACGAUAAAGCAAAAGCUCCAAUUUUAAAAGUCACGCAAUCAACCUCGCAGGAUCCGAAAAAUAAAAAUCUAAGUGAUCUGGUAUCCACUGUAAGCAUGCUUUACGCUAAAUUGUUGAUAGUAAUCGGAAUAGCAUUACCAAUAACAGCAAGCAUCACUCAUAAAGUACCAAUAGUAUUAAAUCAGGGUUUUUAUUUAUACCUUUACCUUGGAAGCGUUACUUUCGUGAUCACCAUGUACGCCAGCAUGUUGAAAGACAAAGCUGUAAAAAAGCUGAUAUUGCAGGGCAAAAGACAGGAAGAGACCUUUACCUUUGAUGAAAAGGGUGCACGCGUUCACACUAACCAGGUACAACAACAAUAUGGAAGCUUUUGUCUGAGAUUCGGUGCUGUAGGAUUUGGUGCCGGUUCAUUGGUAUUUACCGGAUUGCAAAUUGGGGCGGAAAUAGCUUCCGGGCCAUUCAGGGCGAUUACACCAGCCGCUAGAUUACUCCUGAUCACAGCUCAGAUGCACUUUAUAUUCCUUAACAGUAAAAAUCUUGAAUUGGCAAGAUUAGGUGCACUCGGUAAAUUAGGUCUUAUGCAUAUGAUAGCAACGAAUCUUUGCGAAUGGCUUCAGGCUCUCAUCGAGGAAACACAUAACGAAAUUGAUCAACUGGGUCACGCAUACGAGGGUGAAGAAGAGAUGCUGAAAUCACUUUUAAGAGAUGCCAGUCCUUUUUUAUUUCCUUGCACGAUCGAAUUCAGUUUGAUAUGUGCGGUAAUACUUUUCGAGAUGUGGAAAAGAACUGACGAAAGAAUCGAAACUAAAGGUAUACGUUCUACCAGAUCUAUGCAUCGACUUAGUAUCGAUUGUACCAGUGCACACAGAGGACUCUUUGGUGGAAUACUCCUAGUAGCAGCUACAAUUUUAAGUUUAAUCAUGUUCUUCGUAUUAAGAGAAACAAAACACAAAAUGGCAAUCGAACAAGUAACAGCCUUAGAAGCUGCGAUCUUAUCAUUGGGUGCAAUAGCUUCGAUAUCCGGUGCUCUGAAAAUUCAACAUUUGAACGAGAAAAAAUGUUCUAAAACACCAAGAUUAGAUUCAACCCUUUUAACAGCUGCCCAAUCUGGUGUUUACUUGCAUUGUCUAUUUGGAAUAGUUGGUAGCUUGUUAACCAUGGGUCCUAUGUGGGUGUUAUCCUUGAUCACAGAUUUUUUAACGUUGAUACAAAGCACCUGUCAAACUUUACUCGUUAAAAUCGCAUGGAAACGACGUUGUACUACUGGAAAAGAAAAACCUGGUAAAGAACUGAUCACGUUUUUAAUAGUUGUGAAUAUAGCAUUGUGGACUGUGAAUACUUUGGAAAAAUCUCGUGCUGGUGUACGUCCAGAUCAUCUUCAUCUGUUUGGUGUCUGGGCUUGGACCAUUAUUACCCAUGUAUCCAUGCCACUUGCUAUCUUCUAUCGUUUCCAUUCAGCUAUUUGUCUAUUCGAAGUAUGGAAAAGUUGUUACAAGUACAGACCGUCUAACGAAAAUUCACGUGCAAUUUGUUAAAAAAUUGCAACUCAAAAAAACAUUAUUUCUACCGCAGUCAUGUGUUAUGUACCCUUAUUUCGAUCAUAAAUUAUCUUUUUAUGUUUUUUAACAAUUAAUAAAAGAAUUUUGACUCUCACACACAUAAGAGGAUAACGAGAAAGUUUAACUGUAUAUGAGUAUAGUAUAUAAGACGAAGUACAUCUAACUAGAUUAAUUAUUGAAAUAUUAUUAAUUAGAAACAAUUAUUUUUUUAAUCGCGAAUCUUUACAAAAUGUAGUCAUGGUAAAUUUAUUUUUUACUGUAUACUAUACAUUGACGUAAAGAACCAAUAGGAGAGAAAAAAAAAAGUAGUAUUUUCUUUAAAACAUAAAGAAAACGUCUACUUUCUUUUGAACACAUUAUCGAGAAUAAAAUAAAGUAAUAAGAAAAGAAACUAUAAUUAAUCUCUAGCACACAUUUUUUCAAGUCCUUUAUAUCAACCAAAGUUCGCGAAGCUUUUAAUAUAAAAUGUCAAAAUAUUAUUACACGAGUUCGAACAAACGCAUUUCCACAAUCCACUCUUUUUCCAUCUACCGAAGGGAUAGAGAUAGACUCUCCUCUUCGAUGACCUUUUCAUAAAAAUUCAUCCAAGCGUAAAAAUAACGAUCCACAAUUUCGAAUAUCGUGUCCACAAAAAUAGAGACGGGAAGGGAAAAAAAAAAAAAAAAAAAAACAUUAGACCCCUUUUGAAAAAAGGAAAAAAAAAGAAACUGAGAAGACUUUAGGAAAAGUGGAGAUGGGUAGGUAGAUGAUGGGUGGGUUGGUGGGUGGGGAGUGGUUUUCAGUAAGGAGAAAAAAAAAAGGAAAAGGGUAUCUCGCGAUGAGAAUGAGAAGAAAAUAGGGAAAGAAGUAUAACAAUAGUUGGAAAUUGACGGAAAGAUUUCUACUAUCCUUCGGUAAGUUUUAUCGAUGUACUCGAAGAAGAAAAAGAAAAGGAAGAAGAAGAAGAAUAAAAAAAGGAAAAGGGACCGAAGGCCGAGGAUAGGGUUGUAAGAGGAGGUUACGAAACGAUGGUUGGGAACGUCGACAUUUUGAUACGGUUUACGCCGUAAACACAUUUCGGUGGCAAUCACGUCACGAAGGGAGCAAGUCGGUGGUCGAAAGGGAAAGGGAGGGAAAGGGAAGAGCAGUAGCCGAUGGUGGAUACCUCGAAGGGAGUAAGAGAGAGAGAGAGAGAGAAAGAGGAAUAGUGUGCUCGGUGAAGAGCUCUUAGGCAACCCUUUGUGUUGCUCCUAGCACCUCUGCCUCUCUGGCCCUGAAGAGGGCGACCCGGGUUCUCGGGCAAAGCCCUCUGAUUUACUUAGCCCAUCGAGUGCUCUCGGACUCCUCCGACCAAGAAUACUGUAUAUGCUACUACUACUACUACUACUAUUACAACUACUACUAUUACUAUAUACUACAAACUAUGCUUCUCGUACCUACUACUGUCCUCCUACUCUAUCAUCAUGCUGAUUUAGACGAAUUUCUACAUCCAAGUCUUCUUCUUUCAUAUAUCUUUUAAACUAACCUACAUAAAUUAACUCUCAUAUUAGUUAUGACUUUCUCU